AUUAUUACUGAAACCAACACCAUAGAUCUAGCGUAACAUGGAAGCUGAAUUACCAAACAUAAAGAAGUGGAUUGUGUUGUAUCCUGUUUACAUCAAUUCCAAAAAAACUGUAGCUGAAGGAAGACGAAUUGGCAUCGCCAAAGCAUGUGAAAACCCUACUUGUGCUGAAAUUGGGGAUUGUUGCAAUUAUCUUAAACUUCCCUAUGCAAUCGAGAUAGACAAGGCUUACCCUCGUGAUUUCAUGCAAAGGGGACGAGUUAGGGUUUUGCUGAAAAAGGAGGAUGGGACUCUUAUUAAUCCAUCCAUCUCUUCCAGAAAGCAACUAAUGUUACGCGUUGCAGAGAUGGUCCCUAAACAUCAUGGAAGGACCAAGAAGCAAGAGACUGCAUCAACAUCAACCACAACUGCUGGACCUUCCAACAAAUCUGGGAAAGGUGGAAAAAAGAGAAGAUAAUUAUGUGUUUUUAACAUUGUCUUAACAUUUUGAAACUAGUGUUUUUCCGGGUAUAUUGUCCAUUACAGUUGGAAAUAUUUAUCCUAACUUAAUUGAAGUUUUUUACCACUCGGAAAUGUGUUUGUUGGAAUGAUCUUGUGCUUAGGAUGUAUGUUGUAACAUCAUGCUUAGGAGAAAUUUCUCCAUGCUUAGAGGACUGUUUUUUCAUAGAAAA
This is a messenger RNA of Trifolium pratense (red clover), 668 nucleotides long. RefSeq names its product signal recognition particle 19 kDa protein-like. The record is from RefSeq and is a predicted model, not a curated record. Gene Ontology annotation, biological process: SRP-dependent cotranslational protein targeting to membrane; SRP-dependent cotranslational protein targeting to membrane, signal sequence recognition. Lineage: Eukaryota; Viridiplantae; Streptophyta; Magnoliopsida; Fabales; Fabaceae. Gene Ontology annotation, molecular function: 7S RNA binding. The coding region runs from base 38 to 454 and encodes 138 amino acids. The transcript has 4 exons. Gene Ontology annotation, cellular component: signal recognition particle, endoplasmic reticulum targeting.